Molecule: messenger RNA, 1081 nt
Organism: Malus domestica (apple)
Lineage: Eukaryota; Viridiplantae; Streptophyta; Magnoliopsida; Rosales; Rosaceae
Product: TPD1 protein homolog 1-like
Biological process (GO): cell fate determination
Source: RefSeq, a predicted model, not a curated record
CGACCUCCCACAUUCCCCUCCUCUUCGUCUUCUUCCUCUUGCCCCCUCCUCGAAACCCUAAUCCAGACCUUCUAAGCUUGCUCGGUAACUCGUUCGUCGACUCAGUACUCUCGCUCUCGCAACCGAGUUCGUUUUCAACUCGACUCACUCACACGAUGACGAAACGGCCAGUCGUUGCGGUCGUGGCGUCGCUGCUUCUCUUCGGAGUCGUGGCUGCAGUCGUGCUGGUGCUCGCGCUUGGAUUUGACGGAGCUGGAAAUUUGAAGUCUGAAUUGUCUGAAGCUGGGAACUCCACACUCACCGCAAUCCAUCGCAAGCUGCUUAUUCGUGCGACAGCAAUGGAGGAACCAAACAGGAUUCGGGGAGACAAGUGCAGCAGGGCAGACGUAGUGAUAAACCAGGGCCCCACAUCCCCGCUGCCAAGUGGCAUCCCCACAUACACCGUCGAGAUCAUGAACACGUGCGCCACCGGCUGCGACAUCUUCCACAUCCACGUCGCCUGCGGCUGGUUCAGCUCCGCCCGCCUCGUCAACCCCAAGAUCUUCAAGCGCCUCCGCUACAACGACUGCCUGGUCAACGACGGCAAGCCCCUUGUCAGCGGCGGUACGGUGUCGUUUCAGUACGCCAACACUUUCAGCUACAAGCUCUCGGUCUCCUCGGUCACGUGCCGUUAAAUAUGGUAGUAAUAAAACAAUCAGUCGCCUAAUUACAAUAGUUAACACAAGAAAAAGACAGAAAUAUAUUAAAGCACCCAAGGCAGGAUUAAGUAUCUGGUAUCUAAAUACCCAAUUUGCCCUUUCUCUGCUUUUGCUUUAUAUCGUGGAUUAGAGUGGCAAAAGCUGAGAUUUCUGAAGAUGGAUAUGGGUAAAAAUGUCACGGCGGUGUCACGGACGGAAGGAGAAUAUUUGGGGUUUAUUUUGUAUAUAGUAAGAAUAGUAGUAUAGUGGCAGAAAUAUGUGAUGGGAAAAUUGAAAGUUGUGUGUUGAUAUUGGAGGAGGAAUGUUUCUGAAGAAUAUAUUGUUUGGCAAACGAGAUUUUAUUGCUGAUGCUUUUGAAUCUUUGCUUUCUGAUUGGUUUGUCU